GUCAUUUUUUUCUCUUUCCCAUGACAGUAGGGAUUUUUGUCUGUUUUGCUUAUUGCUCUAUCACAAACACCUAGCACAGUGCCUAGCGCAGUGGGUAAUGAGUAUUUAUUGGUUAAUGAAUGAAUUGUGGGAGAUCUGCACCAAGGGAACAUAUGGAGACAGACACUAGAUCAAAUGUCUCCUUUGUUUGCUCAUGGUAAAACAUUUGACCAUCUUCUUAAUCUUACGUGGUAAAAAAUUCCAUGUCUUUUGUUAAUUGUGAUAUAUGUCUUAGAUCUCUUGUGAGAUGUUUUAGAUCUCAGGGAAAGCAUUCCUCACUAUUAAAGCAUUAAUUUGGUCACUAGGGGAUGAAUCCAAUCUUAUUUUCCAAAUGUUAUCCUGUACAUUUGGCAGUCUUGCUAAGUUAUAGAGAAGGAAGUAGAGUCUAUUAUUUUAGAUAGAAAAUUCCCGGUCCCGACUCGCAGUGGUCAAAGUCCUCAAAAUUCUAAGAUCAUAACACAUAACGUCAGGAGGAAAUAUGUGGCUAUUAAUCAUACUAAUGAUAGUGAUGAUGCAAUAAAAUAAUUGUAAUAUGCUAACACCAAUUGUAUCUUAAAAACAGGUACUGGAAAUUCCAUCUUGCAUUCUUCCGUUUUUUCCUGUUAUAGAAAAACGCACUCCCUGAUACUCAGGAGAGGAUCAACUUAUUUCUAGUUAAUCAGCAUGAACGUUUCCAGCAGAAUAGAUGCUUUGGUGUAGCACUUGCCUGGGGGUCAUGGUUAGCAUUCCGCAUUUUUUAGAGAGCUGAAUUCAGCAGCCUAGAAAACAUUAGAAAGAACACCUUCAAACAGCGAACAACGUCUUGGGGGAAGAGAGUCACUGCCUCCGCUAGAGAUCCCGAGGAGAUGCAAAAGCAACAACAAAAAAAAACUCGUGGAGAGUAGACUCCACGACAUGCGCAUGCGACGAACUCCCGCACUCAGCACGGCAGGUUUCGUCCUUCAUCUUCUCAGUCGGCAGGACCUGCUUCUCGCUGACGAUGAGUGAGGACAGCUGCAGCUCGGCGGGGACGGCCCGUUAGCCUAGAGCGCCGGCACCCGAGUCCGGCCGCCGGAGCCGCGCCUGGAGCCGCGGUGGGGGAGGGGCAGCGGCGGCCCGCGCUGCGUCGAGCUUCCCAGAAUUCCCAGCGGCCGCGGGGAAAGUUUACGGGAUGUAGGCGGCGGCGGCGGUAGUGGUAGCGGUUAUGCGGCGGCCCGCGGCGGACCAUGGCCCUGGCCCGGCGUCGCUGGGCUUUCCUCACGGCGUCCCCGAGCAGCGUCGCAGAGCGGGCCGACUUCCGGGAAGGAACUGACCAGCGACUGAGCGGCGGCCGGCGCGCUUAGCGCCCUGAACAUGCGGCAGUCCCUGCGGGCGACCCCGGGCUCCGGACAGGCGGCGGCAGAGGCGGCGGCUCGGGAGGGAAGGAGGCGGCGGCGCCGGCGGAGGUGGCGGCGGAGACGGCCGGCGCCCGGCGCGGAGCCCUAGGGAGGCAGUUCAGCGCGGUCUCGGGCCUCGUCGAGAAGGAUGCUGUCCCGAAAGAAAACCAAAAACGAAGUGUCCAAGCCGGCCGAGGUGCAGGGGAAGUACGUGAAGAAGGAGACGUCGCCUCUGCUUCGGAAUCUUAUGCCUUCAUUCAUCCGGCAUGGUCCAACAAUUCCAAGACGAACUGAUAUCUGUCUUCCAGAUUCAAGCCCUAAUGCCUUUUCGACUUCUGGAGAUGGAGUAGUUUCAAGAAACCAGAGUUUCCUUAGAACUCCAAUUCAAAGAACACCUCAUGAAAUAAUGAGAAGAGAAAGCAACAGAUUAUCUGCACCUUCUUAUCUUGCCAGAAGUCUAGCAGAUGUCCCUAGAGAGUAUGGUUCUUCUCAGUCAUUUGUAACGGAAGUUAGUUUUGCUGUUGAAAAUGGAGACUCUGGUUCCCGAUAUUAUUAUUCAGACAAUUUUUUUGAUGGUCAGAGAAAGCGGCCACUUGGAGAUCGUGCACAUGAAGACUACAGAUAUUAUGAAUACAACCAUGAUCUCUUCCAAAGAAUGCCACAGAAUCAGGGGAGGCAUGCUUCAGGUAUUGGGAGAGUUGCUGCUACAUCUUUAGGAAAUUUGACUAACCAUGGUUCUGAAGAUUUACCCCUUCCUCCUGGCUGGUCUGUGGACUGGACAAUGAGAGGGAGAAAAUAUUAUAUAGAUCAUAACACAAAUACAACUCACUGGAGCCAUCCUCUUGAGCGAGAAGGACUUCCUCCUGGAUGGGAACGAGUUGAGUCAUCCGAAUUUGGAACCUAUUAUGUAGAUCACACAAAUAAGAAGGCCCAAUACAGGCAUCCCUGUGCUCCUAGUGUACCUCGGUAUGAUCAACCACCUCCUGUCACAUACCAGCCACAGCAAACUGAAAGAAAUCAGUCCCUUCUGGUACCUGCAAAUCCAUAUCAUACUGCAGAAAUUCCUGACUGGCUUCAAGUUUACGCACGAGCCCCUGUGAAAUAUGACCACAUUCUGAAAUGGGAACUCUUCCAGCUGGCUGACCUGGAUACAUACCAGGGAAUGCUAAAGUUGCUCUUCAUGAAAGAAUUGGAGCAGAUUGUUAAAAUGUAUGAAGCAUACAGACAAGCCCUUCUUACAGAGUUGGAAAACCGAAAGCAGAGACAGCAGUGGUAUGCCCAACAACAUGGAAAAAAUUUUUGAGCUGAUUUUUUAAAAAUUUAAGUUUUGUAAGAGCUUUAAAAUAUUUUCACAGAUAAAAAAUUGCAAACAAGUACUCUGGUUAAUAAAUGCUGCUUCCUUUGUGGAAAUUAUAAAAUUCUAACUUUACAUGUAUUUUGUUAUUAGAAAUUUUCUUUUAUUGAACGAGAAAAAUUAGUCUAUCAUUUUAAGAGCCAAUAUGGCAAACACUUUCAAAUACUGUAUAUUAGGAAACUGUUUUGGUAUUCUUGAUGGAAAAAAAUGCAGCGGAAAUGUCAUUAUGAACAGAUGUUAAAUAGGAAAUUAUUACUUGUUAACUUCUCACAGCAGUAGUACCUUCUUUAAAAAAAAAAAAGAAUCUGCGGUAUUUUUUUAAAAAAAUGUUUACUGCUCUAGUGUGAAAUAUUGUCUGGAAAGGGAUGGUUUAAAUAUUACCAUGAUGUAGUUGAAAUAUAAAAUAGGAUUUGGAACCUUAUUGUGAUAAAUAUUUAUAUAUAAUGUAUGUUUGUCUCCCCUCUCCAAAGUAAGGAACCCAGCUGGGCGUGGUGGCUCACUCCUGUAAUCCCAGCAUUUUGGGAGGCCGAGGUGGGUGGAUCGCUUGAGUUCACGAGUUUAAGACCAGCCUGGGCAACAUGGUGAAGCCCCAUCUCUACAAAAAAUACAAAAAAAUUAGCCGGGUAUGAUGGUGUGUGCCUCUAGUCCCAGCUACUUGGGAGGCUGAGGUCAGAGGAUGGCUUGAGCCCGAGAGGCAGAGGUUGCAGGGUCAAGAUCGCACCACUUGCACUGCAGCCUGAGAGAGAGAGCCAGACCUUGUCUCAAAAAAUAAAAAAUAAAAAAAUAAAAACAAAAUAAGGAAUCCUUUUAAAGCAUGUUGAGAAAGUAUUUUUUGGUAUGAAUGGGUAAAGGGCCUUUUAAUCUUUCAGAAAUACAUAUAAGCAGAAAUACUUAGCCUGUAUUGGGAAGGUGCGUGAAACUCAAAGUUGCUAACAUCAUCUUCCUUAUUUUCAGCCAGUGCUGUUACUGCAUUUAGCAUGGCUCUGACGAGGCAGUGGAGAGUUCCUGACAGCAUAGCAUACUGCCUUCUGACAGACUGGGUUAAGCUACCAAAAAUGACAAUCAGGGAUUCAAAAAAAAUUUUUGGUCAUUAAAUCGAAUGUAUAUUAUUACUUUUUAAUUUUCUAAGUAUUUAUCACAGGACUUUAACACCAUAUAUUUCCCUCCCAGUUUUUCUCCCCCUUUUGGUUUAAUAGUUAAAACAUUUUUCAUAAUUAGCGCUGUACACUUGAUUGCAAACAAAUUGGUGAUACUUCUAAACUAUAACUAUAAAUCUCUAGAAUUCUGUGAAUUUCAACAUUAUUUGAAGUAGUUCUUCAGUUAUAUUUACAUGUGUUGUAAAUAUGUAAAUAUACUUUUAGCUUAGGAAGUCUUCCAGAAUACAAACUACUCCCAGUUAGAUAUCAGUGAGUUUGAAUAACUGAAGAAAUGUUGACAAUGUUAAGUGUUUGAUUUUAUAUAACAAGCUUAUUAAAUAUAUUUUUGUGGAAA
Molecule: messenger RNA, 4239 nt
Organism: Pan troglodytes (chimpanzee)
Lineage: Eukaryota; Metazoa; Chordata; Mammalia; Primates; Hominidae
Gene: SAV1
Product: salvador family WW domain containing protein 1
Exons: 5
Coding region: 1543-2697 (384 amino acids)
Biological process (GO): hippo signaling; apoptotic process; positive regulation of apoptotic process
Cellular component (GO): cytosol
Molecular function (GO): molecular adaptor activity; protein binding
Source: RefSeq, a predicted model, not a curated record